Messenger RNA from Anastrepha ludens (Mexican fruit fly), 6023 nucleotides. RefSeq names its product protein timeless (gene tim). Lineage: Eukaryota; Metazoa; Arthropoda; Insecta; Diptera; Tephritidae. Gene Ontology annotation, cellular component: replication fork protection complex. The transcript has 18 exons. The record is from RefSeq and is a predicted model, not a curated record. Gene Ontology annotation, molecular function: DNA binding. The coding region runs from base 747 to 5666 and encodes 1639 amino acids. Gene Ontology annotation, biological process: DNA replication checkpoint signaling; DNA repair; replication fork arrest.
UCUGAACGCUGCGACGUUAAUUCACUACUACGCGAACUAUCGCCGUGGACGGAAGUACGUGCGCGUACAAAAGUUGAAAAUAUUGAAUAUAAAUUUAUCAAAUAUUGAAAAAAAAAAACAAGAGAAAAACAGAUUCAAUUGAAGAGAGCGGUGUAUUUUAACUGCGACCUUACUAAGCUUGAAUCGGAAGUGAAAUUAAUACUCCAGUUUCUUAAGAUAAAAAAAGAAGUUUGAUUAAUUUUGAAAUUACAUGGACAUUCGAAAACAUUACAAAUACACUUCGGAUUUAACGUUCUAAUUGAUUGCGUGUAACGAGUGAGAACAUUUCACGACUUCGUGUGCGACAGUGAAUUCAUAAUAGGAUCGUUAGCUCGUAAAUUGUUGUAAGUUUUUGACUGAAUGAACGUUUGGCUUCACGUUUACGCGUAAAAAGAAGCACUUAAUAAAAAAAAAAAAUAGAAAUUAAAAAACAAUAGACAUUGAUUGUACACAAAAAAUAACCUUUGAAUAACCAAAUCAACAAGUGACGAGAAGAGGAAAAUAAGGCUAUUUGAGAGCUUAUACAUAUUUACAUAAAAGAUUUUUCAUAAAUAAAAGGUCUUUAGUAGACCACCGGUUGAUUGUUUCCAUACAUUUUCAACCCACCUAAUUCAUCUAUUAAAUCGGCCAAAUGAGUGUCGAAGAGGACGACUCUGUUCUACAAACUUAAACACCCAUUCCAUUAUUAAAGUAAUAACAAUUUUGUAAUGGACUGGCUAUUGGCAACACCACAGUUACAUAGCGCCUUCUCUUCAUUGGGUUCUCUGGAAGGGGAUACCUACGUUGUUGGGCCAGAUGCGUUAUCAAUUCUAGAGGAAAUAAAUUAUAAACUUACCUAUGAAGAUCAGACGCUACGCACCUUUCGUCGCGCAAUCGGCUUCGGCCAAAAUGUCCGUUCCGAUUUGAUACCGCUGCUGGAGAAUACGAAAGAUGAUGCUGUACUCGACUCGGUUAUACGCAUCUUGGUUAAUUUGACUGUGCCUGUAGAGUGCCUCUUCUCGGUAGAUGUCAUGUAUCGCACCGAAGUCGGUCGACAUACCAUCUUCGAGUUGAACAAGUUGCUCUAUACAAGUAAAGAGGCCUUUACAGAUCCGAAGAGCACGAAAUCUGUUGUUGAGUACAUGAAAUACUUGUUGGAGUCCGAUCCGAAAUUGUCACUGCAGAAAUGUGAUAAAAUUAAUAAUUGUCUACUGUUGCUGCGCAAUGUUCUCCACAUCCCAGAGACAAAUGUGAACUUUGUAAUGCCCUCAGCACAUUCCCAGCCAGGUGGGUCACAUCCGGUGUCGAUGCAAAAUGCGAUACUUUGGAAUCUCUUCAUACAAAGUAUCGAUAAACUGUUGCUGUACCUCAUGACUUGUCCACAUCGCGCCUUUUGGGGUGUCACCAUGGUGCAGCUGAUCGCGUUGAUGUAUAAAGAUCAACACGUCAGCACGCUCCAAAAGUUAUUAAAUAUGUGGUUUGAGGCUUCGCUAUCGGAGAGUUCGGAGGAUAACGAGAGCAAUACCUCUCCACCCAAACAAGGUAGUGGCGACUCUAGUCCCAUGCUCACAUCGGAUCCCACUUCUGAUUCUUCGGACAAUGGUAGUAACGGUUGCAAGAACGAGAGUGCCGAGGAUCGUCGACAAGCCAUGCGCGAGGAGGCGACCGAAGCCACAUUGCAGGAAGUUAGCCGCAAAGGACACGAAUAUCAAAACUCAAUGAUGUGCGAUCCGCAUGUGAAGAAGGAAGUUGACGAUGUGGAAUUGGGUAGCGUUGACAAUAGGGGCGGCAAUGAACAGCCAUGUACCAUCAAAAUCGAAGCAAUGGAUGAGAUGGGAGGUGAUGACGAUAACUGCGAUGGUAAUGGUGAUGUUGAUGUUCAUGUUGGUGGUGAUGUUGAUAGUGAUGGUGUUGCUAAUGGCGACGGUGAAGGCAGUUGCUCGGUCGACGCAGUCGGCUCAGCACAACCAUGUGAUAUGAGUGAAGAUAGCGACAACCAACAACAACAACAACCAGUUGAACCCAAUCAAACCACUACCAGCGAGUCGAACCAAACCGACGCAGAUGCGGUUAAAUUCAAAGCGCCAGCAGUUGUUACAAAAUUCAAACAAGCGUAUCCACAACCUAAAAUCUGCCAAAAGGUGCCACAUUCGGGUCAGCUGAAUUUGAGAAAGGGAAAAAGUUGUCCGCAAAAGCGUGAGUGCCCUUCUUCGCAAUCGGAGUUAUCAGAUUGUGGCUAUGGCACACAAGUGGAGAACCAAGAGUCCAUAUCCACCUCGAGCAAUGAUGACGAUGGCCCACAGGGCAAACCGCAACAUCAAAAGCCACCCUGUAACAGUAAGCAGCGAAGCAAGCAACGCAUUGUGAUGGCGAUGGUAGACAAGAAAGAGCUACGUCGCAAAAAACUGGUCAAGCGUAGCAAGAGCAGUCUUAUCAACAUGAAGGGUCUGGUACAACACACGCCAACUGAUGAAGACAUAUCUAAUUUGUUGAAGGAGUUCACAGUCGAUUUCCUACUCAAGGGGUACGGCUGCCUUGUAGGUGAAUUGCACUCACAACUGCUUACCAAUAUUAAAAUUCCCAUCGAUACGUCGCACUUCUUCUGGUUGGUCACCUAUUUCCUUAAAUUCGCUGCGCAGCUGGAGCUGGAUAUGGAGCAUAUCAGCGCAGUGCUCACUUACGAUGUCAUCAGCUAUUUGACUUAUGAAGGCGUCACGCUUUGCGAGCAACUGGAAUUGAACUCUCGCCAAGAAGGCAGUGAUUUGAAACCUUAUUUGCGGCGCAUGCAUUUGGUUGUAACGGCCAUACGAGAGUUUCUGCAGGCAAUCGAUACCUACAAGAAAGUGACGCAUUUGAGUGAAGAUGAUCGCUUGCAUUUGCGACGCUUACAAAGUCAAAUCAGUUCCACUGAGGAUUUGCGUUGCCUAUUCGUACUUCUCUUGCGACGAUUCAAUCCAAAUUUGCAUACCAAGCAGUACCUGCAGGAUUUGGUUGUAACAAAUCAUUUAUUACUGCUGAUUUUGGACUUUAUUACCCAAACAGAAGGUGACACGAGUAUCAAGAUGACCGAGCAUAUAGCGCAAUUCGCUACGCUCGAAAUUAUGAACUACUAUGGCAUGCUCUUGGAGGACUUUAACAAUAACGGUGAAUUCGUUAAUGAUUGCAUUUUUACGAUGAUGCAUCAUGUUGGCGGCGAUCUGGGACAGAUCGGCACGCUAUUCCAACCGAUUAUAUUGAAAACAUUUUCACGCAUUUGGGAGACCGAUUAUGAACUGUGCGAUGAUUGGUCCGAUUUGAUAGAGUACGUCAUACAUAAAUUCAUAAACACACCACAAAAAAAUUCGUUGUCCUUGCCAAAGGCUUCACUGACAGAACUAACCAAGGAACACAAUUUAGAAAAUACAGUUUGUGCUUGGACUCAGGAGGAAAUGGACACUUUAUAUUGGUAUUACGUGCAAAGCAAGAAGAGCAAUGAUGUUGUGGGCAAGAUUGUGAAAUUAUUCAGCAAUAACGGCAAUAAGCAGAAGUCGCGUAUCUCGAUUAUACAACAAUUGCUGCAACAGGACAUCAUAACCUUAGUUGAAUAUGAUGAUCUGAUGAAAUUCGAAGACGCUGAAUACCAACGCGCUUUACUCACCACACCAACUUCGACUUCUACCGAAUCGGGUAUUGAUCUAAAGAAUUCUGCAACUUCUGCUAAACCUUCUGAUGAUAUACAGAUUCUACGCGAUCUUAUAGUGAAAGAGAAUAAGGAAAAGCAUUUGGUUUGGCUACAGAAGAUUUUGCUUGAAUGCUGUUAUAUAAAGUUGAUUCUAAAGAAUUGUAUACUACGUGAAGAUCGACAGAAUCUGCAGUAUGUUAUGGAGCCAGUGGCAUAUCAUUAUAUAGUGAAAAACAAAUCAAUUCCCGUCGUGCAAUGGAACAGUGAACAGGCAACAACAAUGCUUUAUCAACCAUUUGUGUUGCUUUUGCAUAAAUUAGGAUUUCAAUUGCCUGCCGAUGCCGGUUCGAUUUUCGCACGCAUUCCCGAUUUCUGGACGGCAGAGAUGAUCUUCAGUUUGGCGCGCAAGCUGGGCCCAUUGGACAAGUUGUUGAUCAAGUUCGAUAUGAGUCAGUUUGAGGAUGCGAAUGCAAUAGAGUUGCCGCGUUGCCAUCACGUAACAGCGGCACGCGGCUCACUCUCCUCAAUGUCCAGCCUGGAAAUGGAAAUUGGUGGCGUUGAUGAGUACACAGUGUUGGGAAGUAGCUCGGAUAAUGGAAAUUGCAAUGGGCGGGCAAGCCGAAAUGGACGUUCGAGCAGUGGAAGUGGCAGUAUGUUGGCGCCAGUGCCCGAGGUGGAUGCCAAAUUGGAGAAGGCGAGCGCGAGUAACGAUAUAUUUGCCGUACCGAAGGCGAAACAAUGCAAUUCCAUCAUAAGAUUCACACCCGAGCCUGCACCAUUGCCGCCGGUGCCAAAUUGGUUGCAAUUGGUGAUGCGCAGCAAAAUGAAUACAAACGCCACAGCAGCGCUGGAUACGGCACUCAAUGCGAACAACACAGCGACAACAACAACUACAAAUGAAAGUUGUAGCAUAACGACUGCAGCAGCCCUGUCAGCGGUGGUGACAACUGCCACUGCAACAUCUACAAUAACAUCGACAUCAGCUGUUUCCACAAUACAACAAGACAGCGUUGCAGCCAAGGCGCCAGAGCCAACGUCAACAAUACUAAUCCCCACAGACCAGUGUCCACCAACCAUCAACAACAUAAUUGGAUUGAAUAAGGAGUCGAAUAAUAACACGAACGCCAGCAUUGAGUGCAGCAAAAACAAUAGCAACAAAAGUGGCAACAGCAGCAGCGGUGUCAGCGAUUUGAAUAGUUGCAGUAGUGGCAGCAACAUGAAUAGCACCAGCAAUAACAGCAGCAUCAACGAUGACAGCAACAAAACGAAUGGGGAUAGUUGUGGUGCUAGUAUUGGUGGAGGUGGUGGCGUUUGCAACUACACCAGCAGUGAUAGUAGUAGCAUCAGCAGUAAUGCAAUCGUCAAUAGUGUCACGAACAGCAGCACCGGCAACAAUAUUUGCAACAACAAUAAAUAUGAAAAUAACAGCGUAGCAACAAUACAAAGUGGCAUGCGAAUACCCGCAGCAGUCACCGCUGCAGGAACAACCUCAGCUGUGACAACAACAACAAUGGCGGCGGUUGCAAAUGCUGCUAUGGCAGCGAACGACCAUUUUCUCAUCUAUCCAAAGCAGCAACAACAGCUACUGCAGAAACAACAUCAACAACAACAGCAACACUUACAAGCACAACAUCAAUAUAAUCAACAACAGCUGCUACAACAACAACAACAACAACAACAACAACAACACUUUGAGGGCGUAUUGAAGACGUUCGAACGUAGCGAACAGCCAAGUAUCGACAUGAAUUUUGCGAGCUUUAGCGGUGGCGGUGCUGUUGGCGCUGGUGGUGUCUUAGCUGCCGCCAGCGUUGCUGUGGGUGGAGGCGUGCUCAACAAUUUGGAGAGCGAAUAUAGCGCUAUGGUCGCAUCAGUGUACGAGCAUGAAACUGCCAACAGCGACUGCGCUUCGGUCGCCUCGGAUUUGACGCGCAUGUACGUGAGUGACGAAGAGGAUAAAAAUGAAUUCCCUGUCACGCAUUUCAAUUGAAGAUGACGACGCAACACUUCCACUUACAGAUGCACGCACUCAAAAUAUACAUGAAUAUACACAUAUAUGAAUAAUUAUAGAGAAUACAAAAAAAAAAAAAAAUAUGGAAAGUUUACAUAUCUAUUUAUGUAAAUUAUAAGAAUGUAAAAAUUAGGAAAUUUCUCCUACAAAUGGCCUUUACACAGUAUAGAAUGUGAUUUUGAAAAGGGAACAAUUUUAUAUUAAUGAGUUUUGAGAAAAUGAGAAAUAUUUACAAGACACUGAUAUUUCGACAGAUCUACGUGCAUGUGGCUGAUAUACCAUAUAAAUAAAUUCACGCGAUGUGUCGUUGGCAAAAAGCCAAUAUGAAAAUGUUAA